GAAGCCGGAGUAAAGUUUGUCCAAGUUGCACAUCCCUUCGGAAACGCCAUUUUGAUUCCUCUCCUCUCCGGAGCAAGUUUGCAGCCUCUCUCUCUCUUUCUCCCUUCUUUUUUUUUUUCUCUCUUCAUCCCCCUUUAUCAUCCACCAUCACAGCCGUUCAUCAUCAUCAUCUCCCCCCACUACCACCACCAUCAUCAUCCUCGCCACGAUGUCUCGGCGCAAGCAGCCCAACCCCAACAAAGUCAAGCUGUGAGCAGUGGUUGCAGACACACACACAACAACAGCAAACCCCGCCCCCUCCCGCAUCGCCCCCGAGCGACACGAGCGAGCGAGCGUUGCUUUACGAAAGAGGACGGCGGUCAUGGAAAACUGCACAGAGGAGCAGCGAGAAGACCUGAACGAGGAGUCGGGGCUAACGGCGCUGACGGAGGAGAAGACGCGCAAUAAACUCAAAGCGAUCAACGGAGUGAUGGAGGAGGCAGCGAGCGGAGGAGAGAAGCUACAGAACGGAGACAGAGGAGGAGGAGGAGGAGGAGGAGGAGGAGGAGGAGGGAUGGCCGGAGCGGACGGGGGCGGAGACCUGUCCUCCAUCAACGCCAUGAUGUCAGCCGUGAUGUCAGCAGCAGGGACCAUCAACGGCGAUGGCGGAGGAGACGGCGAGGGAGAGAGCGGAGUCACGUCGGCCAACUCCUCCGCCGGGCCGUCGCCGAGCCCCUCCCCCAACAAGUCGCUCACAGGGGCCCUGAGAGCCCCGCCUACCCGCAACGCACGACGCACCCAGGACACCAAAGACGACAGCUUAGCUUUUAUCUGUCCGCUGUGUGACAAGAACUGUCUAACACAACACCAGCUCACCAUGCACAUCAGACAGCACAACGCCGACGCCGGGGCGACGGACCACUCCUGCAGCAUCUGUGGGAAGUGUUUGAGCUCGGCCUCGUCGCUCGACCGACACAUGCUGGUCCACAGCGGGGAGAGACCGUACAAGUGCAACAUCUGUGGACAGACCUUCACCACCAACGGCAACAUGCACAGACACAUGAAGAUCCAUGAGAAGGACCCGGCCAGCGGUCUGCUCCCCGUUAGCCCGCCAUCCCCCAACAAACGCCGCCGUCCGUCCGUCAAGAGGAGGCAGGGUCCGGAGGAGGAGAGUGGAGACGAGCCACCCAGCAAGAAGGUGGUGGAUGAUGCUGCUGUGGAGGAGUCAGCAGCAGUGCUGCGUGGAGCUGAGGAGGAGCUGCUGCCCUGUCCCAUCUGCUUCAAGACCUUAAACUCCAGACUGGAGCUGGACGCACACAUGGACACACACCCCGACACCGCACUGAGGUGUGACUUCUGCUGCCUGUCGUUCCGAACUCACCGCGGUUUGUUGCGUCACAACGCGGGCGUUCAUAAGAUCCUCCCCCAGGACCCCAGCGGCCACCCCUUCAUCCAGAACAACCCCUCCAUCCCCACCGGCUUCAACGACCUGGCCUUCAUAGACUUCUCCUGCAAGAAGUUCGCUCACAUCGCACAGGUCUGGUGCGAGACAAACCUCCGUCGCUGUAUCAGCAAGUUCCACCGGUUCGUCUGUGAUUGCUGCGACAAGGCGUUCCCCCUUCGCUCGGCCCUGGACCUCCAUAAAACCAUCUCCCACGCCGACAAACCCGCCGACAAUGGCACGCAGGAAAUGGAAGAGGAGGCGGAGGACGGAGCCGCUGAAAACGGCGACGAUGACGACAGUCCGGACGCUGAGAAAGAAGUCCCGCCCUCGGAGCAGGCCAGCUUCUUGGAAGCGCUGGGUCUUCAGCACGUUUCUCAGGUGAAGUCCGGUCCCACAGAUGAUGAGAUCCAUCAGGCGCACCUGGACAGCAUCAAGGUGAUCCACGUGGAGCCGCCGUCCUCCAGCCUCCCCCAGGAGCCGGCCUCGGCCUACCUGUCCGGGGGCCUGGGGCUGACGUUGGGGCUUGGCGUGGGCGGCCUGGCUGCCCUCAGCAUCCCGCUGCUGGAGGCCUCGGGCUCCGCCUCCGCCCUGCAGGGCCUCUCGCAGAAAGACGCCCUGAGCCUGCUCUCCCUGCAGCCCUUCCAGAGCGGCUUCCUCCUGCAACCGGACGGCAGCGCCGCAACAGCCAGCGCCGCGUCGUCGGGGGUCAAACCCGGCGAGGCGGGCGGCGCCGGGAUCAUGGAGCUGGCAGACAUUCAGCAGAUACUCAAAGUGGCGAGUUCAGCGCCCAAUCAGAUGGGGCUGUCCCUCCCACCUUUGGCUAAAGCUCCGGGAUUUGCGGGAGGUCAAGGUCAAGGCCAGAAGGCGAUGCCUCCGCUGAAGCCCAAACCUCCCAUCACCCCUCGCUCCAGCCUCACGGCGACGACUCCCCCCCCGCUCCAGAGCUCCCAGCAGGCCUCGCUGGGCUGCAUCAGCCCCAGCCUGCCGCCUCCCACCCCAACUCUCUUCAAAACGCCCUCCUCUUCCUCGUCGUCCUCCUCGUCGGCCGGCAACGGAGGCCAGUUGGACGCAGAGUGCAUGGGAGACGCUCACACGCCCCUGUCGGAUUCGCCGCCAGCUGCUACCACAGCGGUGCACGAAGAGGCCGGGCGAAGCGGGAGAAACGCCAACGCCGGCUCUGCCACAGGCUCGUUCCCAUGCCGAUUCUGCGACCAGGUGUUUGCCUUCUCCGGCGUCCUGCAGGCUCACAUGCGCUUCCACCUGGGCAUCCUCCCCCACCAGUGCAACAUCUGCGACUACGUGGCGCCGGACAAAGCCACGCUGAUCCGACACCUGCGCACGCACAGCGGCGAGCGGCCCUACGUCUGCCGCGUCUGCCACUACCCUUUCACCGUCAAGGCCAACUGCGAGCGCCACCUCCGGAAGAAGCACGCCAAGACGUCGCGGAAGGACAUCGAGAAAAACAUCAAGUACGUCACCUCCACCACCACGGCCAACCUCGCCUCAGCGAUCACCGCGGCAACGACCACCACCACCCAGGACACGGAGACGGGCUGCGCCGGAGCUGAGACGACGUGCCGUUUCUGCGGCGAGGACCUGAAGACUUACCGAGCGCUGCAGAUCCACCUGCGCACGCACAACGGCUGCCAGAGGAAGCCGUUUGAGUGCCGCCGCUGCGGCGCGGCCUUCCUGGCCAAACGCAACUGCAUCCACCACCUGCUCAAGCAGCACCCCGAGGUGCAGGAGAGGGAGAUCGAAGAGCACAUCGCCACGCUCCUUCCUGCCGCCGCAGCCGUCGCGACCGUAGCUGCCGUCGCCUCUGCACGCGCCACUCCGGUGAAUCCGAGAACGCUCAACGGGAUCAAUCAGACCCCGAUUCAGGCGCUCCAAGCGGUCAAGUUGGAGGCGAACAUGGUUUAUCCAGCAGAGCUGGACCAGCCUCUGGACUUCUCCGCCAAAAGUCUUGGAGCCGGCAGCCAGGCGGGGUCUCCUGGCAUCAAACUGGAGAGCGUCUCGCCGAGCUUCGACUGCUCCAUCCUGGACCAGCCCAUCGAUCUGUCCGUCCCCAGCAAGAGGCAGCGGAGGGAGGAGAAGAGGGAGAUCAAGACGGAGCUGAGCGGUAGCAGCAUCGUGGAGCAGCAGCAGGCUCUGGCUCUGUCCAGGGAGGAGAAGGCAGCGAGCACGCUGCCUCCUCUCCACCCUCACCCGCAGCUCGGCUGCUACCAGCUCCCCCCUGGCUCCACCCCUCCCCCCACGGCCUCGCUUAGCAACGCUACGCGAGCGCAGCGCCUCAAGCCCCUGCUCCCCAAACCGGCGUCCUCGGCGGCCACAUCCUCGCCCUCCUCCGCAGCCAUCAAGGAGCUCCCCCCUCUGGCGUCCAUCGCUCAGAUCAUCCACUCUGUCUCCGGAGCGCCAGACCUGCUGAAGAGAGAGGCCGCCUCCACUGCCGCCGCGCUGGACGUCAAACCCCACGCGGUCGUCGCUCCCUCUCUGGCCGAGGCCGCCACAGACGCCCCGGGACCCUCCGCGGUCAUGGAGACGCCAAGUGACGAAACGUCCGAGGUAUCCUCAAGGAAGCGGUCCAGGAAGAAGCCUGCUGCCCUGGCAGUGAAGGAGAAAGCCGUUGCGAGCGCCGGCAUCGACCUGGAGUCCAGCGGGGAGUUUGCCAGCGUGGAGAAGAUGCUGGCCACCACGGACGCCAACAAGUUCAGCCCCUACCUGCAGACCGGAGCUGCAGACCUGGGAGGAAAGAGAGAUGACAGAGCAGGAGGAGGGGAGGAGAAGGAGGGAGGAUCGAGGGAGGAGGUGAAGCCGGCGACCGUCGGGCCGCAGUCCAAAGGGAAGAAGAACGCGUACUCCAACUCGGUCCAGAAGAUGACCUGCCCCUUCUGCCCCCGAGUGUUUCCCUGGGCCAGCUCGCUGCAGAGACACAUGCUGACACACACCGGCCAGAAACCGUUCCCCUGUCCGAAGUGCGACGCCUUUUUCUCCACCAAAUCCAACUGUGAGCGCCACCUGCUGAGGAAGCACGGCGUGACCCACCGAACGCUGCGACGAAACGGCGCCCUCGCCAAGAAAGACGGAGACGAGGGCUCACAAGAGAGCGCAGAGAGUCAGUCAGAGACGGAGCAGACGGCACCAGAGGCACAAGACCUCAGCGGCGCCAACACCUCCACUGACUCAGGCUCCGCCCCUUCAUCCGAGAGCCCCACCCCUUCAGACCACCAGGGGGCGGAGUCAUCUCAGUCAAGCCCCUCCCACAAACCAAGCCCCGGUUGCAGUCCGGCUGGCGGCUGUGCAGAGCAGCAGGAGACAGAAACCACAGAGCAGCAUUCAGACCUGCAGGGGGCGCCAGAGACCAGAGCAGCACACAGCAACAGCACCAAGGCUGAGAGCGCAGACGACGACGACUGCCACAGCAACAAAAGUCUGGACCUCAACUUCGGCAAAAAGCUGAUCGACUUCAAGCUCUCGGCAUCCUCAGGCCCCGCUCAGGAAGAACAUCCUGCGUCCUCUUCCUCAUCCUCCUCUUCCUCAUCGUCCUCUACCUCUGCUCCGCACGUAGCGACAGAGAGCCCAGAGAAGGAGAAACACGCUACGAGCUCCUCCUCCAGCAGCGCGGCGGCCAAGCAGCAGCCCGAGUACAAACACGUGUGCCGAGUGUGCAAGAAGAGCUUCCGUUACGCCACCACGCUCGCUCGCCACGAGCGGGCGCACCUCUCCGAGGAGACGCCAACCCCAGCCGUAGAGGAGGAGGCCCCGCCGUCGAAGGACGAGGCGUCGGAGAGCGCCGCAAAACCGACAGACGACGACGAAGAGGAGGAGGAGGAGAAAGAGGCGGAGAUGGAGGCGGAGGCCGAGGAAGCCGACGGGAGGGGAGCGGAGAGCGAGGGAGGAGACAGCGGAGAGUCGGAGGAGGAGGAGAAGGAGAAGGAGGAGAGGAGCGACGAGGAGGCGUCAGAACCAAAGAGUUUGGAGGGAGGAGAGGCGACGGGGAGACGAGUGGACAAGAGGAAGAAGAUCUGCAAUGUCUGCGGGAAAAGAUUCUGGUCCCUGCAGGACCUGACCCGACACAUGAGGUCACACACAGGUGAGCGGCCCUACCAGUGUCAAACCUGCGAGCGGACGUUCACCCUGAAGCACAGCCUGGUCCGCCACCAAAGGAUCCACCUCAAGCCCCGCGGAGCCGACGGAGCGUCGGCUGGCAACGACGACGCCAGCGAGGACGGAGACUCCUGCGCCCACACGCCGCCCUCCACCUGCCCGCCCUCGGAGAACGAGAGCGAGUGUGGCAGCAGCGUCGCGGCCGCCGGGGGCAAAGAGCUGGAGGAGGAGGACGAGGAGGACGUGAAAGAGGAGGGUGAGGAGGCAGAAUCCACCACGCUGGAGGAAGUAAGCGCCGCGAAACAAGCCGAGUCUGGCGCGGACUCAGAACCCCCGACAACCGUCGCUUCUGGAGAGCUGCACGCUGAGGAGAAGUCUGAACUUUCUGCAGAGUCUGCGACGCAACAGCCCUCCACCGACGGCGACACGACUCCCAGCCAACAAGCUACUGACACAAAGAAAACUACUAGCGGCGACGACGACAACGUGAAAUCGACGCCCGAAUCAAACUUCUCCAAAGACCCCUCUCCCUCGUCCUCCAGCGCUCUGCCAGAGGAGUCCGUGGCAGCUGCCCCCGCAGAUGGCUUCAUCCAGGGGCUGCUGGAGAUCCACGCCAAGCCCCCUCUGGAGCACAUCCUGCCCAACGGAGAGCCUCCUCUGGUCGGGGUAGACUGAGGGAAACUCCCCUCCCCGGCUGUCUGAACCAACGUCACCACAGUGCCAUACCACGGAAUAGACGCUACACCAUUGAUGAAGAUGAUGAUGCAAAAACCAGCCCGGAAAACCUUUUUUUUUGAUAGAAAGACGAAAACCUCGUUUUCUUGAAGUGCCUUACUACUAGUCAUACUUCUAAGAGAUGUUUUUUGCUAUAUCUUUAUCUGCAUUAUUACAGAAGAUGGAUCUAAUUUUUAUAGCUUUUUAUGAUAACAAUGAUUUGCAUUACUAUUUUUUUUGUGCGGGGAAUCUAUAUUUCAGCAAUAAAAAAGAAUAAAGUUAUGAUUUAUUAUCGUUCUAGAUUCUGUUUGAGAAUUGAUGAUCAACUUAGGAGACGCAGAGGGACAGAGACUGAGAUGGACUGUCGGUAUCUGCGUUUAUUCUUCUGUAUUUAAAUCACAGCUCGGCUCCGGCCACACAACAGAGACUGAACAAUCCGAUUUUAACAUUUCAACCAACUUCGGAUUUUAGAGCGGGCUAGUCAGGGUGGGGAACUUUUCGUGUCUGCCAGCCACAGCCACUUUCCAAAAUUCACCAGCCACUUCUCCGGCUUGACCAGCUGUUUAAAUAUUGUUUGGAUGAAAUGAAACUCGGAGAGGGGGAUGGCUGUUAGGCUGCCAAAGUGGCUGCUUGAACCCAGUUUCACCUGAGAAAUCAUGACUUCCACAGGUGGCUUGUGGUCGUCGCUUAACGGUGCAACGAAGGAAGAUUUUUGUAACUGGAAAACAUAAGAAAGGUCGGCACUCGUUGACGUCCUUUCGGCUCGCUUCCGCACCGAUCCUCGUCUCUCGGCUGGCUCACGAAAACACACGAAAACAUUCACGAACUUGUCAAAGUCGCAUCCGAUUUCUGUGUGAAAAAGAACUCCUGAAAGGGCAGAUAUAGUGUUGAUCAGUUUGUGUUCUACAUGUUUUUAAACCCAUCACACUAUUGAUCCCUUUUAUCCCUCAAAGCCACCCUGUGAGUUGGUUUGUGUGUUAAUAAUUUCUCAUUCACAAUCAUUCUCAGUUGAUUCCAUGUGUGUACAGAGAGUUGAACAUGUGGCACGUGAUGCUAGAGUAUUUUUUUUUUUUGUGGGGUGUGUGUGCGAUUAUCAGUGACAUUUAGGUGUAGGGAGGGGAAUUCUUGUUUUGUGGAUUUUUUUUAUAACUGAACAAAUCAAUUUUUCUUGUGUGUGUGCGAAUGUGUGUGUGCGAAUGUGUGUGACUCCCGCCUGUCUGUCAUCAUCGCCCCCCUAGUGUUUAUUUAGGGUCUAUUACAGGGCCUCCAGUGUGCUAUCGCCGCUAACGCGUUACCCAGGUUCAGUAUACCUCAACUUCUGCUUCUUAACUGCAACCAUUAAAACAACAGAUGAGCAGCUCUGUAGGCAACCCUUUAACUCAUGUCUUCCUAAACAGGGCUAGCAAGGGCUAAUUCGUCGCUAGCCUGGUUUCCACUGUGGGCCAAAUCAGAGCUAGCCAGGGCUAAAUCAUUAGCGUGGCUUCAAACACAGCUAGCAAAGGCUAACUUAACUAAGUCAUUACUGGCGUGGCCUCCGCAAAGGCCCAAACUAACCAAGCAGCUAACCAAUGCUAACUCAGUAUCAACAACAUUGUAAUGGACCGCAAAGUCAUUACUACACACAGGAAAGCUUCAGCUUUGUCCGCUUAGUGUUCACCACGCCUUUUUAAAAUGGCUAACACUAGCUAGCUGUUGUUUUAGCCUGCGAUAGCUUAACAGACAUCAGCGACAGAGUCAAACAAAAGCUAACUAGGGCUUACUGACUAAACCAGACAAAGUUAACCCAGCUACCAAUGCCUUAAUUUGCUUAAUGUCUCUCGUAUGCGUUAUUAUGGACCCCCACGUAACUUCUAGGCAAGUCCCACCCUACGAAGCAGGCCGAUUGGUUGGGCUUAGGCAGUGACCUCGAGUGGUUAAGGUUCGGAUAGCCAACUGGUCAGGGGAUAAGACCUGAAAAAAUUGGGUUACGUCACCUUGCAUUAGCAUGGACGCCUGGCUAAUAGUAGCGUGUGAAUGCUAUUGAAGGGCUUAUCUAGAAGUUGCGUGGGUUCCAUAAUAACGCGUCUUGUACGGCCAGUUAGCCCUAGCUAGCUCUUAUCAUUAGCCUUAGCUUCAUGCAGGGGACCCACUAGGCUUAAAACCCAUGCUAGCUAUGGCAAGCUGACCGGACACCUUAACCAAGCUAACAAUGGAUUAGCUCAGUUAGCUUGUUUUGCUAUGGUCAGUUAGCUCUAGCUAUCGUUAACCUUUUUCCUGAGAUUCGAUUAGUGGUGUCUAAGACUUCAACCACAGGGUAAAAACACACGCUAGCUGUGGCUAACUGACCAGACCAGACAUUGCUAAGUUGGUUAACUGCAUUUUGAGCUAACAGCUGGUCUAGCUAGUCUCCUUCCAGUAUUAUCUUAGUAUCUUGAGUUGGCCCUGGAGCGCUUUGGUACUGUUUGUCCUUAUUUAGCCCAGUCUUCUACCAUGUGAAAAGCAAUUUGAGGACAAACUGAAUUUGGCGGUAGAGACAAUCAGUUUUUUCCCCCGAUUUAUUUUUUACAAACCCCUCUGUUGAAUCUCAGUAGAUUUCCAGAAGGAGCUAGAUGACGGGGUGAAAGAGAUGGAUAGAUGGAUGGAUGGAGGGUAGGAUGGAUGAAUGGAGGGUAGGAUGGAUGGAUGGAUGGGUAGGUUGUGGGGGUGGGGGUGUGUUCCUGGACUGUAUUACCCUGCUGCACACACAAACAAACACAAAGGGCUAAUUCCACCCCCUCGCACCAACCCAACAUUUCCACAACAGAAAACAGGCAGUGAAGUUCUGAUCACUUAUUGAUCCUUAUAAAUCACAACCAGAGGGGACGGGUAGUGUGUAUGUGCAUUGUCUUUGUCGUGUGAAGAUGAAUAUAGCUAAUUUUUCUUCUUGUACAUUUACGUUUUCUGUUUUUUUUUUUUUUUUUUUUUUAAUAUAUAUAUAUAUAUAUCAAGCAACCUCAUAAUCAAAAACGAAUCGAACCUCAGUGGCUCAUAACGGAACUGUAAAGCAGCGACGGGCGGACAUUUAAGUCAGUCCAACUGAAAAUAUUGAACAACCACAACUGGACUGACUGACUGACUGACUGGACGCUGCUGUGAACUGGCACUAACAAUUUCCAAAACUACUACUACUACUUCUACUACUAGUACUACUACAGUGGAAUAUCGCGACACAAUCAAGAGAAGAGAGUGAGAGAGUUUCCCACUGGUUUUUUUAAGUGGUCAGGACUCCAAAAGUAUUGAGUCCCAGCUCUUAGCAGGAGUGUGUUUGAAGGAUAAUUUCACUUUGAAGCAAUCAAUGCAGAAUAAAAUAUCACUUUCUCCAAAUGUAGAGCGCUGUAACUGUGUUGUGGCUCUUCAAUCCUGUCCGAAUGUACCCAUGAAAGUUAGGGAGGAACUGAAAAUGAAAUAGAUGUGUCAAUGCAGGAUGAGCAUCUCUGUUAAUGAAAAUGCUUUCAGGGGUUUCAUGUUUGGAGUUUGACGGUGACAAGAAUGCUAUAGAUUUUGGUCUGAAUUGAAAAUGGCUGCUGUUAACUUACUAGAACCCACCAAGCCCAAAAUGUCCUCACAACUCACUGUUUGUAGUCUUCAGCAGCAAAGGAUUGAGUUCCAAAACAUGAACAUUGAUUGGCAGAAAUAAUCAAGAUGUCUACUUUUUAAAAAACACAUAAAAAUAAAGUUUUUUAACAGUUUUAGUGCCUCAUGAAAUAGUUAAUGCAAGAAGAUUGGUGACCUAAAUCAAGAGACUACUCGCCAGAACGCGCUAGAGCGAGUCAGUUACAAUCUGUGUGACUUUACAGUCAGAGCUGAAGUCCUUGCUAACUGUCAUUUAUUAAUUUGGAAGCUAACGGGACGAUAAGUUCUCUAAGGGCUGUCCUCAACUAAAGAAACUCUUACGUAGUCGCCUUACACUCAGACGUUUUGGCGAUUUGUUGAUUUACUCGACAGAUCUGGAAAAGAAAGUUUCUCCAAAAAAGAUGCAAAAGCGCCGCUUUAAAUCUUGUGUUUACCAGAGAAUUGCUCUCACGUUUCUUGGAAAUAGGUCCUUGACCAUGAAAACAACCUAAAACGUGACUAAGCGACUAAAGAAAUCAUAGUUGAGUAAGACCCAAACGCUCUUAAAGUUCACACAACUUACCUCAGAAAGGUUUUCAUACCAUUAAAUCCUGAUUCCGUUUUUGCGGAGCAGUUUAUACUCAGUGAGGAAGGUUUUUUAAAAAAAAACAACUAAAUGAUGCUAGUGUACAUGGCUAAUAACUGUCGAAAUGGCAUCUAUUGCUCAGUGGCCCAAAUGUGCAUUUCAUAUUCAACCAGUUUAAAGUCUCGCUGCAUGUCAAAGUCCACCAAAGUUUUACGUGAGGCGUAAAAAAACUUGCACGAAUUAACUCGAGCGAAUCAACUGAUCGCGACAAAUCUUUUGGAAUGAAUUGAUUUGGCAGCAGUACAAACAUUAAUAUGAAGUGCCAUUGGUACAUGGUAAAACAUUAGAUUUGGUUUAAAUAUUCCAGCAUGUUGAAGUUUUCUUGAGGUUAAGCGCAAUCGCUUUACAAGAAGACUGUCAACUACUCCUAAUUUAGGGAAACUGGGCUCCUUUUCAAAGAUUUUUGGGACCCUAGCAAAGCGCUUGUGUGUUGUAUAAUUCCUGGCCUGCCAUUCACAGACGGUCAUUUUUGGCAUUUUGGUUUCCAAGCCGUUGUUGUUAGCUCCUGUGUGCGAGAUCGGAGGGAUAUUGCCACUGUCGGCCACCUGUGCCUGAUGCCUGGUGGGCCACAUUGGUCAUCAGCAGCUCACGAAAAUCUGGAUUGGUGCCUCGAUGUAUUUGUUUAUAUUUGGAAAAAAAAUAAAAAAUAAAAACCGCUUAAUCACGAAACCCCGAAACAACAUCUGUUCUUAGGCUACGGCUGAAUGGCUUUGAAAGUCUUUGAAUUAUUCUGGACUACGUUGGAGUUAUGAGGUAUUCAUUUCGACUUUUGAUGUUUUUUUAAACUGUUUAUAUCUGUGUAGAAACUCUCUUUCUCUCUCUCAACUGUUUAAUGUUUUGUCAGCUCUAUCUUUACACCCCUCUCCCUCGAGAGCGUGCAUUAAUGUACGUCUGACUUGUGUGCAUGCGUGUGGGUGUGUGUCUGUCUGUGUGCGUGCGUGUUUGUGCACGGCCAUAUGAAUACUGGACUUCCAUUCGAAUGCACGUGGACUGUUUUUAAAUGUAUUUAUUUGGAGCCCAGGUGUGUGUGUGUUUGUGUGUGUGUCUGUGUGUGUGGGGGUGCGAGUGCGAGUUAGUUUCUACAAUGACUUGAGAAGAAGCCAUGUAUUAAAAAUAUCACAUUUAUGCUGCAGAACUGUUUUGAGGAACUGAUGGUUUGUGUUGUGGACUAACCGGCUCGCCAUAGGUUUGCGGCGCGUCGCGUCGCGUCGGGGUGCAAAUCGGACUAGCAAUAAGAAUCCCUCUGAAUCCAAAAAAGCUUUACGUAGAUCUCCUGUAUAUGAGAACGAGACUCUUCGUCUGGGUCUUCUUGGUUCUGUUUGUUUGUAUUUAGUUUGGCAGAGAAAUGAUUUUUUUUUUGUUUGUUUUUUUCCUCUAUGACAUAUAAAUGCGUAUAAAACUGUGAAAAUACAUUGUGUUCAGUUAAAGGGUGAGUUUUAGGUUAGUUUUUGUUGUUGUUGCAUGUUAAUCUAAUUUCAAUUAUGGAUGAUUUCUCCUUUCUCCAUCUCUUCUUGCGCUACACACACACACACACACACACACACACACACACAUAUAAAUAUAAAAAUAUUAUAUAAUCUCGCUCUCAGGGUCUUUCACAAAUCCAUUAUUCGAAAUGCUUCGUGUUCUUAUUUCCUGAGUUGCAACUUUUUUCUUUUCCAAGUCCUGAUUAUUUUGUCUUUUUUUUUUGGUCUUUUAUUUUUAUUUUUAAAUGAUUCAGAACUCUCAAUCACUACAUUUAGCACUUGACUGUGAACUCAUCAUCGCCUAACAGAUAAAAGAUGUCGUUGGAUGUUUUGGUGUUUUUUAAAAAAAAAAAGCCAGAAUAAUGUUGACAUUUGUUCUGUUUCUCCCGUCUCACUCAGACAUUUUGGGUCUUUUUUAAACCUGAAGUCUGAACUUUGUUUCCAGUCCCGGUUCAGAGGUCAAAGGGAACGUCGGAGAGGAGAUUUAAACCCAUCCUCCUCUUAACACAAACACACAAAGAUGCUGAACCUCAAUCAGAAAGCAUUAACACACAACCAUCACGGUUGUGUUUCCAUCCAUCCUUCCUUCCUUCCUUCCUUCCUUCCUUCCUUCGUCUGUCCUCUCUUCCCUCUGCUGUCUGUAAAACAUGACAGUGUUUCACAAAGUCAAGAGAUGUAAACCUGUUCUGUAUUCAACCCAAUAAGAAACAGCAAUAAAGAUUAUAUUAAGGAAA
Molecule: messenger RNA, 12657 nt
Organism: Sander lucioperca (pikeperch)
Lineage: Eukaryota; Metazoa; Chordata; Actinopteri; Perciformes; Percidae
Gene: rreb1a
Product: ras responsive element binding protein 1a
Exons: 20
Coding region: 362-6202 (1946 amino acids)
Biological process (GO): regulation of transcription by RNA polymerase II
Cellular component (GO): nucleus
Molecular function (GO): DNA-binding transcription activator activity, RNA polymerase II-specific; RNA polymerase II cis-regulatory region sequence-specific DNA binding
Source: RefSeq, a predicted model, not a curated record